AUGAAGAGAGCGCUAGAAAUCGAGCAGGUGCACCUGGAGGACUACUUGGAAGAGUUCCAGCUGCAGCAACUGUCCAAAUCCAUUCCAGGACCCGCUGUGGACCCAGAUUUAGCGCAUAAUUGGCACUACCAAUACGUGGUAUCCUGGCUUUACAACGUUUGUGACAGCGCGUUCACUGCUGAACAGGGCAAGCCGUUCUUCUCCAACAUUGCGUUUGACGAAAAACUGCUGCUUCAGGACCUGAAGAACCAGUUUGAGGAGAAUCUAUACACUGAGAUCCUAGAACAACUGUUGAAAACUGUCACCCAGAACAAAAAGGCCCAAUUGAAAGAAUGGGACGUGGCUAUGAAAUACAAUUUGGCACAAUGGGAUGCAGUACUGUGGUAUUCCCAGGACCAGUCUUUGAAAUUCAGAACCUUGAGUGUGGGGCAACAAUUUGACGUUCUCUACGCUUGCGUCAAAUACAUCGAGCGAAAAAACCAAGGCUUCAGGAUGUAUUUGAGCUCUCACCUACACAUGUUCCAGUUUCCCGAGUGCGUGUUGGGAGAACGCCAUUCGCUCUAUGUGCUUCCCGGUGGCAAAGUUGUCGAACGAACCAUGGCCGCUAACGAAAACGCAGAGUUGCGCGUUCCAAUUAAGUUUCGCAAUUGCUCGGUACGCUACGAAAAUGAAGACCAGGUCGAAGUGUUCCAACUGGAUUUUGGACCGGAGAUCGAUGACUACCUUUCUCACAUUGCGCUUAACUUUACGGUUUUAACUGCCACCUGGGACGAAUAUCUCGAGUACGUGAAGGAAACUACAGACCAAGGUUUACAAGAGUUUCUAACGCAACAACUACCUGCGAUUGCCGAUAACGAGCUGAACGGGAGGCGCUUAUGUGGCAACAGGGAGCGGGAACGGUCGAUGGCCGAAUUGCUAGUGAGACGUAAACGUUCGUCUCGACUCGUGGCCCGUGAGGAAGACACUAGACGCCGCGAUUUGGAGGCUGGAUGGUUGGAGAAACUCGACGAGCGCGACCAGUGCUUGCGGGCUCGCCAACGUGCAGUAGCUAAAGCUUCGAAGGCCAUCAAGGACGCAAUGUGGACGAUGCUGUGGGAGAGGUUCGAGGCCGAUGUAAAAGUGGAAAAACUAAGACGCAGAACUAUUGACAGCGAUGCGACGUCCCAGUUGCAGAGCCGGGAGAAUGAUGCUCAACUCUCUGACAUCGAUCUGGCCGUCCUGGAGAACGGGCCCAAGUACCACCAGCCACUGAUCCAGGUCGACGCCCCAGUUCCAGAACCGCUGAAGAUCGAAUCGCUAGAGCUGCCAGAUGAACUGCUCAUUACGAGAGAAGACCUGUCGAGCCUUGCUAACCACGGCAUCUCCGCCGCUGAGUAUACCCCGGAUUCCACCUCUUGGGGGUUCCAGUGUCCCUGCAACGUGGUUGCGGGCUUGAACUUAAACGACAAUGAUGCCGUUCGCUCCCACACGCUGGUGUGUUGCGACUCGUGCUUACGCUGGCAACACCUGGAGUGCCAGCAAGACAACUGGAUCACAUUGUUGGGCGAAGCCCGCCAAAGGCCUCUACAACGCAAAGAUUUCGCUACGGUAACGCUCGGAAUGCCCCAGCGGGGCCAACGGCGCAGUACCCGCCAUCCGGCUGUCUCCGAAUCGAAGAACGAGUCCGAGAAUUCUACGGAUGUCUUGCUGGACAGGCCUGUCACCCGCAAAGCGAGUCCAUCCACCAACGCUGCCGUACUGCCGGAGACGUUCAUAUGUGGCUGGUGUAUGCAGGCUCUCGAGAAAGACCUGCGUCUCGCCUUUGCCUCCGAACUGACUCAAACCCGCACCCAACAGUUGAAGCUACACGAGGACCGUGAACGACGCAAGAAACUGAAAGAAGAGCGUAACAAAGCAAGCUAUUCCACUCCUACUACUACUACUACUACCACUACCGCCAAUGCCAACAACGCCGCCGCCCCCGCCCCACCCUUUCAAAUUUUGCAGAGAAACGCACUUCCCCGAACGCUAACUCUGCCAUCCCAGUUAUAA
Molecule: messenger RNA, 2031 nt
Organism: Lachancea nothofagi CBS 11611
Lineage: Eukaryota; Fungi; Ascomycota; Saccharomycetes; Saccharomycetales; Saccharomycetaceae
Source: the annotation of a GenBank genome assembly